Phoenix dactylifera (date palm) is the source of this 1802-nucleotide messenger RNA. RefSeq names its product cytochrome P450 81Q32-like. The record is from RefSeq and is a predicted model, not a curated record. NCBI's taxonomy places the organism in Eukaryota, Viridiplantae, Streptophyta, Magnoliopsida, Arecales, Arecaceae. Gene Ontology annotation, molecular function: heme binding; oxidoreductase activity, acting on paired donors, with incorporation or reduction of molecular oxygen; monooxygenase activity.
CGACAAACAGAGCCGAUGAUUAUCUCCGUCGGUAGCUUCAAUAGCGUCUUUCUUAGCCCCACAAUUGCUACCUCCGCCAUGGAAACCAUCUCCUACAUCUCCCUAUCUUUAGCUCUCCUCCUCUUCGUCAAACUCCUCUUCUUCUCCAAGAACACGAGGAACCUCCCACCAAGCCCUCCCUCCCUCCCCUUCAUCGGUCACCUCCAUCUACUUAAGAAGCCCCUCCACCGCACCCUCGCCAGCCUCUCCGACCGCCACGGUCCCGUCCUCCUCCUCCGCUUCGGUUCCCGCCCGGUCCUCGUCGUCUCCUCCCCUUCUGCCACUGAAGAGUGCCUCUCGAAGCACGACAUCGCCUUCGCCAACCGUCCCCGGCUUCCCUCCCUGAAACUCCUGAGCUACAACUACACCUCCCUUGCUGUAGCCAACUAUGGACCCCAUUGGCGCAACCUCCGCCGCAUCGCCACCGUCGAGGUCCUCUCCACACAUCGCCUCAACGCCUUAUCCGGUAUUCGCAGCGGAGAGGUCCAGGCCAUGGUGCGCCAACUCGUUCGGGACUGGCAGGCCACGAAAGCGACGGAUGGGUUCGCGAGAGUGGAGCUGAAGUCGAGGAUGAGCGCUCUAUCUUUGAACGUGAUCAUGCGGAUGAUCGCAGGGAAGAGGUUCUACGGGGAGGAGGAAGAAAAGGCGGGGAUCUCCGAGGAGGUGAGGCGGUACCGGAAGUACGCGGAGGAGGCGGAGCCGGCGAUCGGAGCAUCGAAUCUGGCUGACUUCUUGCCAGUGCUGCGAUGGGUCGAUUACCAAGGAGCUAGCAAGAAGUUGGCGAGGUACCGAAAAGGAAGGGAUGAAUUGAUGCAGAGGCUUAUUGACAUGCAUAGGAGGGAAGGCAAGGAGGAAGGGGUGGAGAAAAAGAGUAUGAUGGGUGUGAUGCUAUCGCUACAGGAGACGGAUCCCGGGUACUACACCGACGAAGUGAUCAAAGCACUUGGUUUAGGUUUAUUAGCAGCAGGCACAAGUACUUCACCUGACACAGCUGAGUGGGCGAUGACUCUCCUCCUCAACAAUCCUGAAGCGUUGAAGAAGGUGAGGGACGAGAUUGACGCUCAAGUAGCAAAUCAUGACCGCCUGCUGGAGGAAUCAGAUCUCUCCAAUCUUCCUUACCUCCAGUACGUCAUCACCGAAACUCUUCGGUUGUACCCAGUAGUCCCACUCAUGCUGCCUCAUGAAUCAUCCCAAGAGUGCAACGUGGGAGGUUUUCAUAUUCCACGCGGAACGAUGCUGCUGGUCAAUGCAUACUCAGUUAACAGGGACCCCAAGGUAUGGGAGGAGCCUGCAAGGUUCAUGCCGGAAAGAUUUGAGGGUGGGAAAGGGGAAGGGAAGUUGAUGAUCCCCUUUGGGAUGGGAAGGAGAAGGUGCCCUGGUGAAGGCCUUGGAAUGAGGGUGGUUGGCCUAGUAUUGGGAGCCUUGAUCCAGUGCUUUGAGUGGGAAAGAACUGGAAAGGAGGAGGUGGACAUGGCAGAAGGCUCGGGUCUAUCUAUGCCCAAGGCUAUUCCUCUAGAGGCCAUGUAUCGGCCACGCCAAAUCAUGCUGGAUACUCUCGAGAAAUUCUGAGUCGUUUCUGCACGCUUGGUAUGUAAUCCAAGAGGAUCUAGUAAGAUCCGUUUGGUAGUAGUUCGACUCUGUGUGUAGCUCCUUCAAUAACUAGUGUUCGGUUUAGCCGGAUGCAGAUCUACUUUGUCAGAUUUCUUCUUUGGAUAUAUGGUCAGCCCCGUAGGCUAUCACGCGAAUCAUUUACUAUUGACAGA